Messenger RNA from Scatophagus argus, 3157 nucleotides. RefSeq names its product calpain-2 catalytic subunit-like. Gene Ontology annotation, molecular function: calcium ion binding; calcium-dependent cysteine-type endopeptidase activity. The record is from RefSeq and is a predicted model, not a curated record. The coding region runs from base 514 to 2502 and encodes 662 amino acids. Gene Ontology annotation, cellular component: cytoplasm. NCBI's taxonomy places the organism in Eukaryota, Metazoa, Chordata, Actinopteri, Scatophagidae. The transcript has 20 exons. Gene Ontology annotation, biological process: proteolysis.
ACUGGACACCACCGACUCGUAGAACAUCCUCAGCAUCGUCCUGCAGGUGUUGAAGGACCUCAGCCGCCUCAGAAAGUAGAGGUGGCUCUGGCCCUUUCUGUAGACAGUGUCCAUGUUCUUGUACCACGUUUGUGGUCCAAGUACACCCUCAAGUAUUUGUACUCCUCCACCACCUCCACAGUGGCCCUCUUCAGGGGUUCAGGUGUGUUUCAACACCUCACUGACUGUUUACUCUCUUAAUAAUUCAGAGUCAACUGAUAUCACACAACUCCCUCACCUGGACCAAAGCUCCGCCCCCUUAUGUCUGGCCACCCUUAUACCUGAAACACACACUCCUUCACUACAGCUCACCUUUGCGUCACUCUUCACUCCUCAGCAGACUCUCAGCAGACCGAACACUUGGGUGACACCAGCAGACUGUUUGCUGACUCUGGGUUAGAUCUUGGUCAGAUCCUUUCAGCAGACCCUCUGGGCCACUCAGCAGACUGUAAGACUUUGAGGUGGACACUCAGGAUGGCGAGCACAGCAGCAGAGUUGGCCAGGAGGAAGGCCCGGUACGAGGAGGGUGCCGGCAGCUGGGCCAACGCCGUCCCCUUCAACCAGCAGGACUUUGAGAAGCUGCGGAGCAAAUGUUUGCAAACCGGUUCUUUGUUCUGCGACCCCACGUUCCCCGCAAACUGGGACUCACUGGGAUACAACCAGCUGGGACGCUACUCCUCCAAAACCAUCGGAGUGGAGUGGAAACGACCCACGGAGCUGAGUUCUGAUCCUCAGUUCAUUGUUGACGGGGCGAAGAGGACAGACAUCUGCCAGGGAGUUCUAGGUGACUGCUGGCUGCUGGCUGCCAUCGCCUCUCUGACCCUGGACCCUCAGAUCCUGAACAGAGUGGUUCCUUGUGGGCAGAGCUUCAGCUCGCAGUACGCUGGCAUCUUCCACUUCCAGCUGUGGCAGUACGGAGAGUGGGUGGACGUGGUUGUGGACGACCGGCUCCCCACCAGAGACGGGAAGUUGCUGUUCGUUCACUCGGCAGAGGGAGGAGAGUUCUGGAGCGCUCUGUUGGAGAAAGCUUACGCCAAGGUGAACAGCUCGUAUGAAGCGCUGAGCGGAGGUUCAAGUAUUGAGGGUUUUGAGGAUUUCACUGGAGGAAUCUCAGAGAGCUACAACCUGAAGGAGGCUCCCCCCUUCCUGUUUAACCUCAUGAGGAAGGCCCUGAGCCUGGGCUCGCUGCUCGGCUGCUCCAUCAGCAUCUCCAGCUCGUAUGAGACCGAGGCGAUCACUGGUCAGAAGCUGGUUAAAGGUCACGCCUACUCCAUCACUGCAGCACAGCAGGUUCAUCACUUUGGUUCACCCGUGGAGCUGCUGAGGAUCCGGAACCCCUGGGGUCAGGUGGAGUGGACUGGAGCCUGGAGUGACAAUUCGAAGGAGUGGGAUGGUGUUGAGGCGGGGGUGAAGAAGAAGCUGGAUCGGUCGGCUGAUGAUGGAGAGUUCUGGAUGUCCUACGCUGACUUCCUGCGUCAGUUUUCCCAGCUCGACAUCUGUAACCUGACACCUGAUGCGCUGAGCAGCGACGACGUCGGCCGCUGGAACUACCGCGAGUUCGAAGGCGCGUGGAGGGUCGGCUCGACAGCCGGAGGCUGCAGGAACUACUCUGCCACGUUCUGCUCCAACCCUCAGUUCUUCAUCCGGCUGGACGACGUCGACGACGAGCCUCACGACGGCGAGCACGGCUGCACCGUCCUGAUCGGUCUGAUGCAGAAGGACGCUCGCAGGGAGAGACGCUUCGGACGAGACCUCAACACCAUCGGAUUCGCCAUCUAUGAAGUUCCUGAUGAGUUUAAAGGUCGCAGUAAUGUCCGGCUGGGCCCCGACGUCCUGCUGAGGAGGACGGCGGUGGCCCGCAGUCAGACCUUCAUCAACCUGCGGGAGGUGUGUGAGCGCCUCAAACUGCCGCCCGGAGAAUACGCCAUCAUCCCCUCCACCUUCGAACCGCACCGCCAGGGGAGCUUCAUCCUGAGGGUGUUCACAGAGAAGCAGGCCCACAGCAGGCCGAUGGUGGAGGACGUCAUCGCUGACAUCCAUGAGCCUGACGUCGGACCGAACGACGUGGAUCCUCACUUCAAGCAUCUCUUCGGGCUGAUCUCUGGAAACGACUCUGAAGUCUCUGCCUGCGAGCUGCAGCAGGUUUUGGACAAAGUGGUGGCUCAGAGGUCUGAUAUGAAAACGGACGGCUUCAGUCUGCACACCUGCCGCAACAUCAUCAGUCUGUUGGACAUGGACCGCAGUGGUAAACUGGGUCUGCUGGAGUUUCACCAUCUGUGGUUGAAGAUCCAGAAAUACCUGGAGAUCUUCAAGAGACACGACACGGAUGAUUCUGGUACGAUGAGCAGUCAUGAGAUGAGAGCAGCACUGGCUGAAGCAGAGAUGUUCAGAAUUCUGGACAAGAACAACCAGGGAAAGAUCCAACUGGACCUGCAGCAGUGGCUCUGCCUUGCCAUCAACUGACAACGGCGUCACACUCCAGAUGCAUGCUGGGAGUUUAAAGGACAGACAGCUGUGGUUGUGGUUUGAAUAAAAACUGUGUAUUGUGUUUUGUGUGUGACAGGAAGUCAUUUUCACCUUAAAAUAAAGCCUGGGCAGGCUUAGCAUCUCCAUACUUUGAGUAAACAGUAAACAUGUUUAACUGAGUAACCAUAUAAACAGAUUUCACUUUGGUAUUUUAGACCUUCCACACCACAACAGUCACUACAUAUUUCAUCCAAAGUGACUGCACACCUCAAGCUGACGUCUGUUUACAGUCUAACAGAAACUGAUCAGUAUUUAUGUUGUAAUAAGUAGUAAAAGGCUGAAAAUCAAACCGCAGUAACUGGAAAACAUUUAUUCGGAAGGAAUUGUUGUCUCAUGAAUGUCAUCUGUUGGCAGUUUCAUCACAUUUUGAGAAACGAAUCAGACUGAAAAGGUGAAGAUAUUUCAACAUGGUGACUGUGGUUCCUGCUCUGUGUCUGCAGGGGGCAGUGUUUUAUCACAGACUGUGUAGACUGUAGAUGACAGGAACUGCAGUAGUACACAGUACAAAAACACAUAUAUAUAUUAAUUUACUGUAUUAUCUUAACAUCUCCAAUUAUUGCAUUAUUAGUUAUCACUUAAAUGACUGUAAUGA